AUUCUAUGCUAAAAAUAAUAUUAAGAUGGUUUCAUUUACGGUUUUUAAAAUGUUCUGAUAUGAUAUUCAUUGUAUUUUGUAAUUUGUAAUUAUUUUAUUUCGAUUAAGAUUAUUUAAGUUUCAAUAUUACAUUAAUAGAUGUUAAAUUAAAUAUAUUCUUAAUACUUUAUGAAUUGUGUACAUUUGGUAUUAUUAUGCAAUUAAAAAUAAGUAAAAAAUAUAAAAUGAAUUCAUGACAUAAUAAAAUAAUUAAAUCAAGAUUUAUUAUAGAGGAAAAUAAAAAAAUUUAUAAAAAUGUAGAAAUUUUUUAUGUAUAUAUAAAAUAAUUUAUAUAUAAAAUAGAACUUCAAAAUUUGUUAUUAGUUAGAUAAUAUUUCAAUUGUUACCAAUCAAUGAAUAAUUUUUUAUCUAUUUGUCUAAAUAUAAAUGCGCUUGCGCCAAUAUAUUUGAUGGGUGCAAAAUGAGACAAAUGCAUUAAUAAUUACAUGAUAUAAAUAAAAAAUUUAGAAUAUUAAAUACAAAUGGUAUCUUAAAUCUUAAUCAACAAAUGAAUUUUCCUUAUCUUUCUUAUUCGAUAAUAAGUAAUAGAUUAUAAGAUACAAGACGUGCUAAUUUCUCGUUUCUCUAGAUUUUAGUAAUUGAUAUUUAUUAAUUUAGAUAUACAAAAAUGACAUUUGAAUUCAAUGAAAAAAAAAAUCAACAGUUAAAAAAUAUUAAAGCUGGUUUAAUUGACUUCGUUUCUGGAUCACUUGGUGGGAUAGCACUUGUUUAUGUUGGGCAACCAUUAGAUACAAUAAAGGUAAAAAUGCAAACUUUUCCUUCUAUGUAUAAGGGAAUGGUAAAUUGCUUUUUACAAACAUUAAAGACAGAUGGAAUAAUGAAUGGUUUAUAUGCAGGAACUAUACCUGCAUUAGUUGCUAAUGUUGCUGAAAAUUCAGUUUUGUUUGCUGCAUAUGGAGGAUGUCAAAAAAUUAUUUCUAAUAUUUUGGGUGUUCAAAAAAUACAAGAUUUGACAUCAAUUCAAAAUGCAUGGGCAGGAUUUUUUGCUGCAUUUUUUUCUUCAUUAACACUAUGUCCUACAGAACUUAUAAAAUGUAAGCUACAAGCAAUAAAAGAAAUUCAAAUAGAAAGCGAAUCAUCAAUAAGUGAAAAAAAAAUUGGACCAUGGGGAUUGACACGUCAAAUUCUUAAAGAUCAAGGCAUGAGAGGUUUAUUUACUGGAUUAUCAUCAACCAUAGCACGUGAAAUGCCUGGUUAUUUCUUUUUUUUUGGAGGUUAUGAAGUAACCAGGGAACUUUUAGCAAAGCCAAAUGAAAAUAGAGAUGAUAUAGGAUGGCAAAAAACUAUGGUAGCUGGUGCUGUUGGUGGAAGUAUUUUAUGGCUUGUAAUAUUUCCAGCAGAUGUGGUUAAAAGUAGAAUACAGGUAAAAAAUUUGAAAACUCCUCCACUAAUAGUUAUGAAAGAUAUUGUAAGAAAUGAAGGUAUUAAUUCCUUGUACAGUGGUUUAAAACCAACAUUAAUUAGAACAAUACCAGCAACAGCUACUUUAUUUGUAACUUAUGAAUAUACUAAAAGAUUUAUGCUCAAUUUUUUUGAAAAUAAUUGAUGGAUAAAGAUGAUAUUGUUUUGUUUAAAAACUAAUAAAAAUUAUAAGAAAAAAAAUAAAAAUAAAUUAAUUUGAAUAUAUUUAACAUAAAAA
Messenger RNA from Apis cerana (Asiatic honeybee), 1699 nucleotides. Its product is annotated as mitochondrial ornithine transporter 1. Lineage: Eukaryota; Metazoa; Arthropoda; Insecta; Hymenoptera; Apidae. Gene Ontology annotation, cellular component: mitochondrion. Gene Ontology annotation, biological process: mitochondrial L-ornithine transmembrane transport. The record is from RefSeq and is a predicted model, not a curated record. Gene Ontology annotation, molecular function: L-ornithine transmembrane transporter activity.